Molecule: messenger RNA, 708 nt
Organism: Linnemannia hyalina
Lineage: Eukaryota; Fungi; Mortierellomycota; Mortierellomycetes; Mortierellales; Mortierellaceae
Source: the annotation of a GenBank genome assembly
AUGAGCAAGGGCAAGGAAUUCAUCGUCAGCUGGGACGACCUCGACGACGACGACCUCUUCGACGAAGACCCUAUCGAACCCAGUCAGGGGCAGUCUGCUCCAGCGAAGGAUGACGCGACUCCUACAGCAGCAGCUGUAGCCCCUGCGCGCAUCUUUCGGAAACCCGAGUCCGCCAAUUCGACUCCCACGAAUGAGCCCUACGUUAGCAAGCAGGACCUACGGAACGAGAACAAACAAUUGAGCACUAGUAGCAGCAACAUCAACACCCCUGGGCGAUUCCGCUCUGUCUCAGGAACGAGACUUGAGGGAUGCCAUCAGAACUAUGACACGUCAGAUGAAGGAUCUCGAAUCUCCAGGAAUUCGCGCAACAAAGUCGAUCAGAACACCUCAAUCUCGUCCAUUGGAAUCCGGUAUCACUUUGGUGGCGAUUCGUACCAGUUCGGACCCCAAGCCGUCAUCAUCCUCGGGCCGACCAUCCGCUUCGGACGUGAUUGCAGCACCACCAAAACGGGACAGUUAUCGACCGAGGAGUCGCUCCGGGAGUCGCUCAAGAGGCAAGGAGUCCAGGAGUCGCAAAAAGUCCAGGAGUCGGUCAAGGGGGCGGUCGUGGAGUCGGUCAAGAAGGCGGUCGUGGAGUCGAUCCAGAGGCAGAGCAAGAAGUCGGUCCAGGGAUCGAUCAUGGGACAGAGAAACGUCGUCGCGACAUAG